Durusdinium trenchii is the source of this 1629-nucleotide messenger RNA. The record is from the annotation of a GenBank genome assembly. Lineage: Eukaryota; Dinophyceae; Suessiales; Symbiodiniaceae.
AUGUCCUGUUGCCAGCCCCUCAGCACCUGGUGCUGGUCAGACAACUCGACGUUUGGUAUUUGUUCGCUGCUGUGCAUCCUCAAAGACUACCCCCACUUGGCAGUGGUCAGCUCGCAGCGGCCCACAGCAGCGCUUCGCCUAAUGAAGCAUUUGAAGGUGAAUGCCCUCCGAAGAUUCUUGACGGUGGCCCCCAUGGCACCCGUGAAAUCGGCCUGGUCUUCCUUGCUUUUUGGCCUCUCGAGCGAGUGCUUGUGUCGUGCAUUGCCCAGUCUUCUGAAUGAAGUGGAGGUGCACCUCACCUUGGCGGCUGUCAUGAAUCUUCUUGAGCCAGGCAACCUGCUUCAGAUGCUGAGUCGGGUGCCUCCCACCCACUUGCUGUCAGUGUGUCGAGCAUCUCCUGACACCAUGGUGGAACUGCUGAGCCAUGUGGCACCAAACAAGGUCAGGGAGACCAUUCUCUUCUUGCUUUUGGAGCCACAGGAAGUCAUUGAUCAUGGGCUGCUACCACUCCUACUCCGAGUCCGCCACCCCAAGCGCUUGGCGCUCGUCAUCAAUGCGGUGGAGAAGGAGGUGCUUUUGCAUCUUCUCCGUCAUGUACCUGGAGAACAGCUGGCCACCUUGGUGAACGUCUUCGAAGAUGACGAAGGAUUUGAGCCUGAUGGCCCGGUAGUUCAGCUGCUACAGGAAGCCUCCAGAGAUUACAAACUCUUACAAGAGAAGGUGACGCCCUUGAUCCGGCUCAUGGAGGCCAACAAGACCGCCUCCGUGGUGUCCGGCGUUCAGCCCUCCAAGCUUUUGGACGUGCUCCGACAAGUGGACUGCAAUUCUGUGCUGACCUUGAUGGCCAAUGCCAACGAAAACUUUGUGGUGAACAUCUUGGCCGGCCCUUUGGACGGGAUCGCCGCCAAAACGGCGCCCGGAGUCGCAGAAGUGAUGAACGAAUUCAAUGCCCUGCUGUCCGUGGUCGUGGACUCCGCCGACCAGGCCUACGAGCUGGUGAAGUCUGCCUCCUCUGAGGCGGAGGUGGUCAGCCACCCGGACGGGGAGGAGGGAAGUCGCGAGGUGGGUGAUUCUUGGGGAAAAGCACUGAGGAGGUGCUGGGCCCACGAAGCCCAUCGGGUCUUCUACGACCGCCUCGUGACCAAAGAUGAUCAGCAGUGGUUCCAAGCCAAGAUCAGUGAGAUUCUGAAGGACCCGGAUUUCUGGAUGUCAACUGGCUCUUCAGAGAUGCUUGCGGAAACGCCAUUGGAUCAUUGGCCAUUGGAUGUGGCAUUAAGAUACCCGGUCUCAUUCCAAUUGGCCCAGGAGAACUUCAAAAAGGAUUGGAAGGGCUUGGUGAAGGUGGAGCCUCUGAUUUGGUGUGACUUUUUGGAUCCCAAGGCCAACUACUACCAGCAAGUGGAGGAUCCUCCUCAGCUUGUAGAGGCACAUCGGAUGGUCACGAGGUUCCGGCUCUUGACUCGUCAUGGCUCUUCGCGAUUUCGCCAUCCAAACCAGGUGCUGAACAACUUCUUAGUGGAGUACAACACGAUGGCCAAGCGAGGGAUGGAUUUGGUGCUCUUCAUGGCGGCUGCGCAGCAUGUGAGUCAAGUGGUUUGGAGCCCCAGUGGUCGUGCAGCCGAGCUGUGA